ACAGAAAAGCACACAUGCCAUAUGACCGCAUCCCAUUUGGAGUAUUAGACGUCCUGGUGGUGUGACUGACCAGAGUCCAGUGUAAAGAAAGCUACCAACAACAGAGGAAGUACUUCAUUGUGACCAUAGACAGACAGCUAACUCACAAAUAAAAUGUCUGGAAACGUUGAUGAGGAGGAAGCCAACGUCACCCAUACAGGCCCAAAGGGAGUCAUCAAUGACUGGAGGAGGUUUAAACUGGAAAGCAUGGAUCAGGAGUCCCUGCCACCCCAGAAGAGAGAGCUCCUCAGGCAGAUGUCCUCCCCACACAAGCCUAAAGAUGAUGGCAGGGGUGGCCUCAAUCGUAAGAUGAGCGUCCAGGAGUACGAACUCAUCAAGGAGGACGAUGAGAAGUGCAUGAAAAAGUACCGCAAGCAGUGCAUGCAGGAGAUGCAUGAGCGCCUUAGUUUUGGGCCCAAGUUUGAGGGUGUGUAUGAGCUGGACAGCGGCGAGGCCUUCCUGGAGGUAAUUGAGAAGGAGCACCGGCUCACAGUUGUAGUAGUCCACAUCUACAAGGAUGGUAUCAAAGGCUGUGAGCAGCUUAACAGCUGCCUGGACUGCCUGGCUGCCGAGUACACCAGCGUCAAGUUCUGCAGGAUCGAUGCAGAGGCGACAGGUGCAGGGGAGAGGUUCACUGAUGACGUCCUGCCAACCAUGCUGGUGUACAAGGCCGGUGAGCUGCUGGGGAACUUCCUGGCCACAAACCAACACUUCAAUGAGGAGUUCUUCGCCACUGACGUGGAGGCUUUCCUGAAUGGAUAUGGUCUGCUGCCAGAGAAAGAUUUAGUUGUGGGGGCAGAAGACGAGGAGGCAGCCGCAGAUGUGGAGGCAGUGGAGUGAUACAGGAGUGCAUAUGGAGGAUGCAGGGGUUGAAAGUGGAAUAUUUGAAGAGGAUAAGAGUGGAGUGGAGGGAGGGAGGAAGGGAUGGACGGAUGUGUGUGGUGAAGGAUAUCUGUUCAUAAUGGAUUGAUAAUUUUUUUAUAUAAAGGGAAUAUAUUACAUUGUUCUAUGAUUCAGAGAGUAGCAGAAACGCACAUCCUCGGCUGACUUCACUAGAGGGGCCUAAACAUAGAGGAAGUCCAUCCCCUAAAUGAGGGAUAAUUCAAUAAUGUCCAUCCAGGAAAGAAACCUAUGCGAGAUGAAUAAAGGUGUCCCUGAGUACUUGAAUAUAAGGUAGGGUUCCUAGAAGCCGUUUGCAGACCUUGGGCCAGUUUCAGUAAAUGUAUUGUUGGGAGCAUUCCAAAGUUGGUCUAUUAUUAGGCUGUAUUUAAGUUGGAAAACCUUUGGUUUGGUAAGGAUUACUGUAAAACAUCACAUAUUGGGCAGGUUUCUGAAAAGGAGUCAUUUAGGUUCAGGAAACCAGCCCAUAGCGUUUCUGGUUGAAAAUGUUUUUAGAAUCCUAUUUUCUUCAGGUUAAAAUAACAAUUUGUUUUAGGGAUUUACUAAUAUUUCAGGUAUGUGUGCAAUAUUGUAUGUAAGCAAAGAAAACAAAAAUCAUUAAAAAUGUAUUUAUAAACAUG
Messenger RNA from Esox lucius (northern pike), 1559 nucleotides. RefSeq names its product phosducin b (gene pdcb). The transcript is spliced from 4 exons. The record is from RefSeq and is a predicted model, not a curated record. Gene Ontology annotation, biological process: regulation of G protein-coupled receptor signaling pathway. The coding region runs from base 154 to 879 and encodes 241 amino acids. Lineage: Eukaryota; Metazoa; Chordata; Actinopteri; Esociformes; Esocidae.